AGACUCUAACUCUAGCUACAGUCUACGUCUCUACACUGACUACAGAGUUACAUUUUAUGUCAGUCAGACUUGGUGAUUGGUGUCACUCAGUCACAAUCACAGUUACAGUAACUUACAGUAUUGUCUUUUGUUUGUCAACUUUGUUUACUCCCAAGACUGAAGUAGUAGUCAAGAUCUACUCGACAUAAAAAUGCGGAUUUAUUUAUUACAAUUGUUGUUAUUUCCUUGCACAAUUUAAGGAUGGAGCCAGAUCGCCAAGAACAACAACAGGUUGUUCAAUUUCAAGAUGAUGCCAACAGAUUCUGGCGUGAAGAAAGAGAAGAGGGUGCAGUAUAUCAUGCUUACCUAAAGAAAGUAACAUACUUGUCGCAGGCCCGUCUGGAAGAUGAGAAUGAAAGAAACAGUGAGUUCUCACAUCUGAUGUGGGAAACUCAUAAAGUUAGAGUGAUUCGUGCUGGCACUCUAGCCAAGUUGGUGGAGAGCCUGACCAACAUUCAAGGAGAAAUGGACUCCAGUUAUGUCAAUAUUUUUCUAGCAACAUACAGAACUUUUGCCACUUCUCGCCAAGUGCUGGAUGCAUUGAUGGAACGAUACCGAUUUCUGAGGUCACAGACUAAAGUGGAUAAAACAGAAUUGUGUGAGAACAUGCUUAGGUCAUUAAAAUCUGUGUUAUUUGUUUGGCUCGACUCCUAUCCUGAAGACUUUCACAUGGCUCCAGACUACACCUGCCUUCAUGAGCUGCAAAAGUUUGCUAAAGACACUGCUCCUGGCUCUGGGAUAGAAGCCAAAGUGAAGGAGAAGCUGGAGGCAUUCAGACAAGAAGAUGCAGAGAUGACAGCUCGGCAGCUGGAGCUCUCAUUUUCCCUGACAGAUGGAAGUGGUCAUCCACCAGACACAGAUAGCAGCAAAUCUUUAGCUCUGCUGGAUAUCUCUUGUAGGAAAAUAGCAGAGCAGCUGACAUUCAAGGAUGCUGAUCUGUUUCGUAAAGUGAUCCCACACCACUGUCUUGGGGCCUAUUGGAGCCGGAGAGAUAAAGAAGGUCAGUGUGAUGCCCCCAGCAUUCAGGCCACCAUCCAGCAAUUCAACAAUGUAUCACGACGUGUUAUAGCCACCAUACUUAAAACCAGAGAGCUGAAAACUGCCCAGAGGGCAAAGGUCAUACAGAAGUGGAUAAUGAUUGCUCAGGAUCUUCGUGAGUUGAAAAACUUUUCUUCACUGAAAGCCAUCAUCACAGGACUACAGUCUCAUCCUGUGUACAGGCUGAAAAAAACUUGGGCGGUUUUAUCAAAAGAUGCAAUGGUUCUAUUUGAAGAACUCAGUGAAAUAUUCUCUGUAGAGAACAAUCAAAUCAACUCAAGAGAGUUACUUAUGAAAGAAGCCACAGCCAAAUUCCCUGACCUAGAUUCACAGAGCAAAAGCUUAAAGAGAAAAAAUUUACAAAAGCGAAGAUCCUGGAUAGAUAAUGGAAUAGUUCAGGGUACUGUUCCUUAUCUGGGGACAUUCCUGACUGACCUGACUAUGAUAGACACUGCUUAUCCAGACUGCACCGAAGAAGGCCUUAUUAACUUUGAGAAGCGUAGGAAGGAGUUUGAAGUGCUGGCUCAGCUUCGUCUCCUUCAGUCUGCGGCAUCCAUCUACAAUAUUGCAGAGGACAGCAGUUUCUGGCGUUGGUUCAACUCUAUCACCACAUAUGCUGACUUGGAAAGUCACGAAUUGUCCUGCUCCCUUGAGCCUCAGUCAGAAAGUCUGGCUAAAAUAAAAAAAAAGUCUGCCAGUAUUAAUGGACCACAUUUGAAAAGGAGGGUGUCGGCAGCUAAACUGUAUGCUUGUUUUGCCUGCCGAUCCCGCUUCUCGGAGCCCAAUAUGUCCUCAUCCAGCUUGGAGGACAACCGGGCACCCUAUGACCAGCAGGAUUGUUUAGGGACAAAGCCAGCCAGGCUGGACAACAAGCUAGGUCUUUUUUCUUGUGGCCUGGAGGAGAGGCACAGCAUUGAGAGUAUCCCUCCCACCAUAGCUGCCACUAUUGGUCCACUGGUCAGUCAGGUCUCUCAGCUGUCUCACUCCUCCUCUACCUCAUCUGUGAUCUCAUCAGACAGUGACAGCCCAUCUUCACACACGCCAUUCAAAUCUUCAGAUUCCUAUGUCAUCAAAGUUUCCAUUGAAAGUAACAAGAACGAUGCAGCGCAUGUAUAUAAAAGUAUUAUGUUGCUGAACAGUGACCAUACCCACACAGUUAUUGAGAAAAUUAUUGAGAAAUAUGCACUGGAGGGACAAGCAGACAAAUAUUGUCUUUUGCAGAUUUUACCUGAUGGUGAACUUUUGAUUCCAGACAGGGCCAAUGUUUUCUAUGCCUUGAAUAACUCUGUGGAUUUAACUUUCAUUUUGAGGACCAGGCAGGAGUAUGAAGCCAUUAAACAGAAAAGAAAAAUUGGCAGAACCCGGCCCAAAAAGCUCACCUUGUGAUUUUAUGUGUAUGUGCAUUGUUUGGGUGUAUUCAGAGUGAAAGAUUUGACUACAGCAGCCGUGACUGACCUAAUUACCAUCAGUGUCUUUUCCCCUGUUGGACAGGUUGCUGGUGAGUUGGCAGCACCUGUUGUGUGACAUUAGUGGUGGUGUUGAAAAAUAUUUCCUUGUGUUGUUAGCUACGAUAGAAUUUCUGGCUCUGUAAAAUAUGUUAUUUAUUUAUUUAACUAGUGGUAUUUUUUGGUCAAUGAGGCUAGAGUUUUUUCCCACCAAGACUCUAUGGCAGCUUUCUUUCAUCAUUGGUUAAUGAUGGAAGGGCAGUGAUAAAUAAACAACAGACUUUGAUAAAAGAUCAUUUACUGUUGUGUGACACUUUAAAAUGAGUUUAAAACCUGAAAUCAGGAGAAGCCAGCAGGAUUUAAAAUCAACUCUUCACUGCAGAAAUCUGUGUCUAAAAAAACAGGAUUCUCUUUCAGACAUUAUUUCUCAGGUAGUUUUUCCUUGUCUUUUGUCAAGUGUGUUUAUGAUGCUUGUAUAUUUUUUUUUAUUCUGUAGGAACUAGAGUUUAUACAUUUUUAUUUAUUAUUUAAGCAAAGGUUUCCCCAAAGCACAGAAAAUACAAACUAAAAAAAAAUUAAAAUCUGGGAUUUGGGAUUUGUUUUUUCAUCUGAUUUAGUCUAUUUUUAAAGAGAUUGACCCUAGGUAUUAAAGUAA
Biomphalaria glabrata is the source of this 3177-nucleotide messenger RNA. RefSeq names its product ral guanine nucleotide dissociation stimulator-like 1. Gene Ontology annotation, molecular function: guanyl-nucleotide exchange factor activity. Gene Ontology annotation, cellular component: plasma membrane. Gene Ontology annotation, biological process: positive regulation of GTPase activity; Ras protein signal transduction. Bases 241 to 2463 code for a protein of 740 amino acids. NCBI's taxonomy places the organism in Eukaryota, Metazoa, Mollusca, Gastropoda, Planorbidae. The transcript is spliced from 17 exons. The record is from RefSeq and is a predicted model, not a curated record.